Messenger RNA from Candidozyma duobushaemuli, 969 nucleotides. It is a transcript of the gene DOS2, whose product is annotated as Dos2p. Bases 1 to 969 code for a protein of 322 amino acids. The transcript has a single exon. NCBI's taxonomy places the organism in Eukaryota, Fungi, Ascomycota, Pichiomycetes, Serinales, Metschnikowiaceae. Gene Ontology annotation, cellular component: cytoplasm. The record is from RefSeq and is a predicted model, not a curated record.
AUGGACUUAUCUGAUCCCAUCGUUGCCCCAGAGGGCCAAGCUGACACAAAAAACACCGAAUCAUCCAACGAGAAAACAGAAGAGGUGAUUCACCGUCUUGAAGGUGAAAUUGACCAAGCAUACACCUCCAUUGAAGCCAAGUUUCAGACCUUGUGGACCAACGCCUCCAAGAACGCUCAAGACGUGCUGGAAAAACUCAAGCUUGACGAGAAAAAAGCAGCUUUGGUGGCUCAGCUCAACACUGCCAAAGAAAAUGUCAACAACAGUAAGCUUGUCCAGGACAAUGUCCAGUCUGUGGAUGCUCAGCUCAAAGAAAUAGGUGAACAGGUUAAGGGCCUUGAGAAGAAGAUCGACUUUGCAAGCUUGUCGAAUCAGGCCAACUCGGCUUUGGACUCGUUAGACUCUGGUUUGGAGUACGUGGAGAAACAGGCCGGCAAGUACGUGAGCCAGUUCUCCUCUUUCUUCUCCAGUAUAGUCUCUGUGGAGCCUAAGGAGACGCCCGAGGACAAGGAGCCAGAGACGCUUUUCACAAACCCCAAGUUUCCAGGCGGCAAUUACGGUUCCACACGUUUCGACAGCGAGCUCUUCAAGUUGCACACAACUGAGAGCCUCCUUUUGGACAGCUCCAAGGACACCGAAGAGAAAUUCGAUGUGGAGUCCAAAACAAACGACAUUGCCGAUUUGCUAAAGCAGUACCCAGAUACAUUGGAGAAACUUAUGCACAAGCUUGUGCCAGUUGAACUCUCAUACGACACCUUCUGGAAGCGCUAUUUCAGAUUAGAAGACGAGAUUCGUGCAAGUGAGCAGAAGAGAAAGGAGCUCCUUUCGAAGAAGGAGAAGACGGAAGCUGCAGACGAAGAGGGCGACGAGGACGAUGAUGAGGACUUCACAUGGGACGACGACGAGGAAGAAGAUGACGAUGUCGUCAAGGUCGAGAGAGUGCCCGAAGGCCGUGAAACCGAGGCAUAA